AUGAUCAGCGGUGGUGUCAAUGGUUAUGGUAGCUUUGUGCACUGCAUUCGAGAAAGCCUCUCAUCAGGUGGCGGCGGAGGCGGAUUCAUCAGCCGCUUCUCCGAACACCUGCCGCUGACGCCCGGCCGAGACUUUGUGGGCGCCAUUGUGGCCCGUGGCCGCUCGGUGGCGCAGUUCAAGCCCGGAGAUCUGGUGUGGGGCGCCAUUCCGCCCAGCGAAAGUGGUGGCUCCCACACCGACUACGUGGUCACCACUGAGAAAGCGAUCGCCCACAAACCGAGGAACCUGUCUAAUGUGGAGGCUGCCAGCCUGCCCUACGUCGGCCUCACCGCCUGGGCGGCAAUCAGCACUUUUGGCGAGCUGACGGCGCAGAGUGCUUACAAGAAAAGAGUGCUCAUCUUGGGCGCCGACGAGGACGUUGGCUGUUUUGCCGUUCAGCUGCUGCGCUACUGGGGCGCAGAGGUGACUGCCACCACCUGCAGCUCCGCUGGCUCCAGUCCUGACUGGCUGCAAACUCUGACUGAGGAGGGCGUCAAGUGCCCGCAGCAGGAUUCAGAGCACUUUCUGGCAAACUACUCUGGGGAAGAGGCUUUUGACUUCAUUCUCGACGCCUCGAUCAGCAGUACCGUGGCCCGGCGCCAUUACCAGCUUUUAUCAAAGGCCAAGUUGCAGCAAAAUGGAGAAGGUGAUCAGUCUCAGGUGCUGCACUCGAAAACGGUGUACGUCACAUUGAGCUCACCAUUGCUCGGUGGCCUCGAUUGCCUGGAGGCAACUGGAGACAGUGCUCACCUGUCUGAUGGCGGUGAACUCGGAACCGGUACAGUGGCCGACGCCAUCAGCGACUCACUGUCCGGCGUUCAGAAGUCCGGCGUAGGAGCAGGCGCUCCAGGGGGUCUUCGCUUUCGCUGGGCCACCUACCUGCCCAAUCCCAAGGCGCUGCAGCACAUUGGCGACCUGGUGGAGCGAGGCGCCAUUCGACCCUUCACCGCUGGCGCCCCCGGCGCCGCCACCGUCUACGAUUUUGAUCGAGCACCCGAGGCGUACCAAUUGGUGGCAGAGCGUCCCACUACUCUCAGCGGUGAACGAGUGGUGUUGUCUAAUUUGUGA
Molecule: messenger RNA, 1107 nt
Organism: Rhagoletis zephyria (snowberry fruit fly)
Lineage: Eukaryota; Metazoa; Arthropoda; Insecta; Diptera; Tephritidae
Source: RefSeq, a predicted model, not a curated record